This is a messenger RNA of Magnolia sinica, 4007 nucleotides long. RefSeq names its product putative disease resistance protein RGA4. Bases 271 to 3873 code for a protein of 1200 amino acids. Gene Ontology annotation, biological process: defense response to other organism. The transcript has 4 exons. The record is from RefSeq and is a predicted model, not a curated record. Gene Ontology annotation, molecular function: ADP binding. NCBI's taxonomy places the organism in Eukaryota, Viridiplantae, Streptophyta, Magnoliopsida, Magnoliales, Magnoliaceae.
AUUUCCACUUGUGUCUAGAGAGAGAGAGAGAGAGAGAGAGAGAGAUUUCCUUCUUCCUUUCAUCUUCUUCUUCCUUCUUCUUCUACUCCAUCAUCACAAGUGCAGUGUGGUCCACUGGUUUGGAGAGCUUACGUCACCCUCUUCCUCUACCACUCUCUCAGCUCCCUCCACCUACAAUAGAUAAGGGAGAGACCUCUUGAUUUAGAAGGUAUCAAACUCUUCAUUGUAGAAAUCUAUCCACGUGAUCGUGAUCACUUCAAGGAACAAGGAAUGGCAGAAGCAGUUGUAUCCGGCUUUCUUCAACUAGUUAUUGAAAAACUAGCAUCGCCAAUCCUAGAAAAGUGUGAACUGUUAUGGGGUUUUCACAAGGAGCUGGAAAAUCUAAGAAGCAGGCUAUCAACAAUACAAGCAGUGCUUGAAGAUGCGGAGGAGCAGCCAGUAAAGAGCAAGGCGUUACAGAAUUGGCUGGGAAAGCUUAAAGAUGUGGUUUAUGAUGCAGAAGACAUAUUGGAUGAGUUCACAAUCGAAGCGGAAGCAGAAGUGGAAGCUAAAUGCAGAAAAGUGGAGAUUGGUGAUUGCAUUACGAAGGCAUUCAACUUCUUUUCGUCAUGUAACCCACUGGUAUCCCGUUCAAAUAUGGUGGAUAAGAUAAAGGAGAUAGAACAGAGAUUAGAUGCAAUUGCUGAGGAGAGGUCUAAAUUCCAUUUGAUAGGGGGAGAACGGGUGUCGGAUAUUAGAGGUCGAGAACCAACUGACUCGUUUGUAAUUGAAUCAGAUGUUUAUGGAAGGGAAGAAGAUAAGAGAAGGGUAAUGGAAUUACUGAUUAAUGAGGAUUACAUAGAGGAUGUUACAGUCAUCCCCAUAGUCGGUAUGGGGGGCCUUGGGAAGACCACACUCGCUCAAUUAGCUUACAAUGAAAUGAGCAUAGCAAUGCAUUUUGUACUAAGAAUGUGGGUUUGUGUGUCGGAUGAUUUCAAUGUCAGUAAGGUGACAAAAGAUAUCAUAGAGUCAGCAACCCAUAGCAAAUGUGAUCUCCAAAGCGUGGAUCAGCUGCAGCAUCGCCUAAGAGAAUUGCUGAGGGGGAAGAAGUUUUUACUUGUGUUGGAUGAUGUGUGGGAUGAAAAUUCCAUGAACUGGGAUCGAUUGAAACAAUUCCUCAGAGGAGGUGCAAGGGGUAGUAAAAUCAUCGUAACUACCCGUAUUGAAAAAGUUGCUAUAAUCAUGGGCACUCUCCCUCCGUACCAUUUGCCAAGAUUAUCAGAUGAUGAUUGUUGGUCUCUGUUCAAGCAGCGGGCAUUUGGGCAUGGAAGACAAGAACAUCCAAACCUUAUAAUGCUUGGAAAGGAAAUUGUGAAGAAGUGUGGGGGCGUCCCUUUGGCGGCGAAGGCACUCGGAAGCUUGAUGCACUUCAAAACAGAGGAAAGAGAGUGGUUGUUUGUCAAAGAAAGUGACAUUUGGAAUCUACCCGAAGAAGAGAAUCACAUUUUAACUGCUUUGAGGUUGAGUUAUUAUCAUCUUCCACCACAUUUGAAGCAAUGCUUUGCAUACUGCUCAAUAUUUCCGAAAGAUCAUAUAAUUGUGAAGAAGAAGCUAAUCCAACUAUGGAUGGCAGAAGGUUUUAUUAAAUCAUCAAACGGAAGAAAACAAAUGGAAGACAUCGGUGGAGAGUGUUUCAAUAAUCUAUUAUGGCGGUCCUUCUUUCAGGAUGUUGAGAAAAAUGAAGAUGGGAAUAUAAUAAGGUGCAAGAUGCAUGACCUCGUGCAUGAUCUUGCAUGCUCUGUUGCUGGAAAUGAAUGCUCGAUUGUGCAGGUCAAGAAUGCAAUGAGUAUCCCUAACAUAUCUCGUCGUUUGUUGUUGGAGUGUGGGUAUAACAUAAGUGUCCUAACAGACCCAGAGCCCUCAAGGAGAGCAAACCAUUUGCGAACGCUGCUUGUGCUUGGAAGUCAGUAUUUCAGCAUUUCUCAUAAUGUUUUGGUACAUUUUAUGUUCUUACGUGUGCUAGAUUUAAACCGUGUGAAUGUCACCAUGGAGUUGUUGGUUUCAAUCAGCAGGUUGAAGCACUUAAGAUACCUCGACAUGUCUAUUACUCAAAUACGAGCCCUUCCUGAAUCCAUUUGCACCCUUUACCAUUUGCAAACCUUAAGAAUCUUCAGGUGUUGUAAUCUUGCAGAGUUACCUAGGGACAUGAGCAAAAUGACUAGCCUAAGACAUCUUGAAAUGAGUGGAUAUAAUAAAUUGACACAUAUGCCAGCUAAUAUAGGACAAUUAAAGUUCCUUCAGACCUUGCCAAUAUUCAUAGUUGGUAAGGAUAGUGGAAGUGGUAUAAGAGAGCUGAAAGGUCUAAACCUUGGAGGAGAAUUGACUAUUCGAAACCUCGAGAAUGUGAUGUGUGCAGCAGAUGCCCAGGAAGCAAACUUGAAGGAUAAGCCAAACCUUCAUAAGUUACGCUUUUCAUGGGGUCAGGAUAUUGAUCUUCAGUUGGAAGGAAAUGUUGAGCAAACCCUUGAAGGUCUCCGACCACAUCCAAAUCUCAAAAGGUUGACUGUGGAAGAGUACAUGGGUGUCAGAUUUCCGCAUUGGAUGUGUUCUUCAUCACUUCCAAAUCUGAUUGAAGUUUCAGUGAUUAAUUGCAGAAGAUGCGAACGACUCCCCCUGGUCAGCCGCUCACCAUUCAUUAAAGUUCUUGUGAUACAAGGAAUGUAUGCUUUGAAAUCUAUUGACAACCAUUUCUCUGGCGGUGAUGAUGUUACAGAGGGAUUUCAGUCACUGAAAGAACUCAGCUUGAUAGAUAUGCCUAAUUUACAGGAGUGGUCAGGACUCGAUGGAAGAGAAGUACUCCCUCACAUUGUCAAAUUAACUGUAUUGGGAUGUCCAAAGUUAACAAUGCUUCCAUACCUUCCAUCUCUAAAAAAAUUAGAAUUGAAGGAUGGUAAUGAGAUGUUGUUAGGUUUAGUGGCAAACCUAUCCUCACUUUCCUCCCUCAAGGUUGAAGGUUUCAAGGAGCUAAGGUCGCUGCCAGAUGGGGAGCUUGGAAACCUUGCUGCUCUAGAGACUCUGUAUAUUUCAGGCUGCAGUAUGUUGGUAUCUUUGCCAGAGGAGUUACAAAACCUCACCUCUCUCCGUCAGCUGUCGAUUAUUGAGUGCAAUGGUCUAACGUCCUUGAGACUACAAGGCUUGAGCUCUCUUCAACAUCUAUCAAUCGAGGGGUGUCAAAGCUUAACGAGUUUGAUGGGGGGACUGCAACACCUCACUGCCUUACAAUACUUGCUCAUUACUGAAUGUCCGGAGCUGGCAUAUUUACCAGAGGGUAUGCAACACCUCACUGCCUUACGAUACUUGUACAUUAAUAAUUGUCCGGAGCUGGCAUAUUUACCAGAGGUUAUGCAACACCUUACUUCCCUUCAACACCUCACCAUCAAGAGCUGUCAGAAGUUGACAUGUUUGCCGGAAGGGGUACGACAUGUCACAACACUGGAUUAUCUAUCAAUCGGUGGAAUGACUCCGCCGGAGUGGAUAGGAAACCUGUCCUCGCUUCGAAGUUUGCAGACUGACGGUUGUGAUAAAUUGACAUGUUUGCCAUCAGGGUUGCAAUUCCUUACAAACCUCCAAAUUCUAAAAAUCUGGAAUUGGCAAAGUCUAACGGCUCUGCCGGAGUGGAUAGGAAACCUCUCCUCACUUCGAUUUUUGGAAAUUGAAUAUUGUCCUCGAUUGGAGUGUUUGCCAUCAGGGUUGCAACUGCUAACAAAUCUCCAACGUCUAACAGUCAUAAGCUGUCGCCAAUUAGAGAAGCGAUGCGAGAAGGAGAAAGGCGAGGAUUGGCACUACAUAUCACACAUCCCAGAUAUCCAGAUUUACAAGACUGUCCCCAUUUAAGAUUGAGUGCGAUGGAGCCACACAUGGGCAUCAAACACCGGAGACAAUUCAGGAGCUCAUGACAAUAAUUAUCUAAGGUUAAUGCUACCUUGAAUGCUUGCAUGGUUGAAGUUACACUGCAAAUGAUCAAUUCA